UUUCUGCUCAGAAACACACACACAAACACACACACACAUUCGUGCUGAACGCAGCAGUUGUGUCUUUUACACACCUAUGAACACAAAAGGAUCAGACUACUUGACGGUAAUGGACAUCUGAAUCAAGACAGUAGCAGAAUAAUCUUGACGGCAACCGUGUCUUCUUUUCCACCAUUGGAUGAUCAUAAGGACAAAAGGAUAAAAAACAAAACAAUACAACUCUUGCCGAACACAUGGAUAGAAGUUAAAGCUGGAUGAAAGGCGCUUUAAUAUGAGAAUAAGGGGAUGUUCUAAAUCACAGAUCCUUCAGACAUUUCAGGCACACUGUCUGUCUCUAGCAACAAAUGACAACGCAGGAUACCGACAGGAAUUUGAGGAGCUGGAAGUUGUCGGCAGAGAGUACACCUGCAGAGCUGGACAACUAGAUGCUAACAAGAACAAAAACAGAUACCCCUUCAUCUUACCCUAUGACCACACUCGUGUUCAGCUCUCUCUGCUGGACUCCAAACUGCACUCUGACUACAUCAAUGCCAACUAUGUGCCUGGUGGGACAUCCGAGCAUGAUUUUAUCUGCACUCAAGCACCUCUGCAGUGCACCAUGGUGGAUUUCUGGCGGAUGAUCUGGGAGACAAAUGUGGCGCUCAUUGUUAUGGUGACCGCGUUGAGAGAGGACGGCAAGGUGAUGUGUGAUCAGUACUGGCCACCUGAGCAAGGAACAGGAUGUUAUGGAACGGUGCAGGUGACCACAGUUUCACGCCAGCGCCAUCCGGAAUAUUACAUCACCACAAUCCGCUUAAAGCAGCAGGGUUUCCGGGCUGUGCGUCAUGUGACUCACUAUCAUUACCCCCUCUGGCCUGAUCAGGGGGUCCCGCAGAUCGCAUCAUCUCUUUGCACUUUCACUGAGCAUGUGCGCCAGCACCUCGACAAUAUCAGCAGCCACGGACCAACAGUAGUUCACUGCAGUGCAGGAGUGGGUCGUUCUGGCACAUUUGUGGCAUUGCUAUGGUUACUUCAGCUGUGUGCAAGAGGAAUUCCUCCUAAUGUCCGUCUGGCUGUGCAAGAUCUACGGAAACGCAGAGUCAUGAUGGUACAAAACAUUGAGCAGUACAUGUUGGUGCAUCAGUGUCUCCUGCACUAUCUGGGUGGAGAAACAUCCAAACCACGCAGUGAUUCCCGUGCUGCCCCUGUGUCACUGCAUCCUGGAGUACAUCAUGGGUCACAACAGUCAAUGAGAUCACGGCGAGGGCGGCAGAGGUGUUCGGAGCGGGCACAGCCAAUGCCACAGCCACAACAGAUUAAACACACACAUCCAGAGUGUAUCACACAAUCAAGCGCUGCCCAGCCUCCACCGACGUCACUACAGUCCCUACAGACCGCACUGAAGAGCAUACACCCUGCACACCUGCUGCGCAGAAUAAUGCCAUCAACACACAACUGAUAACACACAUCUGAAAACAGACUCAUCUAGACCAGUUGUAGUUUGCUCGACUAUGUUUUUCUGAUGCACACAAAUAUACGGCCAGGGGCUGAGCUGAUUCUGCAUCACAGUAAUAUCUAAAGUAACAUCUCUUGUGUGUGAGUGGGGAGAAUGACCUUUUGUCUACUGCAAAUUAAAUGUUCAUAUAUUCAAGCACACAAAGCCUUAAUGUUAUUGGAUUGUUUAACAGAAAUUGAUGUGUUUAUUAUAUUUUCAGUGAUCUUGUUAGUUGCAUAGCCUCUAUUGUUUUUGGGAUCAUUUCUAGGUUUGAAAUACUGACACAAUGAAGUUGACAGGGCCAAAUCCAAACAAGAAACCCUACAACUGUGUCUGUAGAUGCUUUAAAUUUAGAGUUUGACAUUGAUUGAGUUGUCAUCCAAUGAAAGUCACUGACACAUGUUGAUGGCGCAGAACCAUUUUCACAUUUUGAAAAAAAAAAAAAACACUUGAAGCUGCACUCAUACCGUACAAAGGUAACUUUGCACUUCCAAACGCUUGCGGGCAUACAUUUGCACGUGGAUGGUGGCUACUCUUUAAAUGUCUCAUUGACACUUUAGAAGACAGCUGCCAUCAACACAAAGUUUGCAGACAUUUCCAAUGCUAAGUUGAAAAUGGCAAAGAUUUUCAAUAGGAAUGUGGAAAGGUUUAGGGCGAAAUUGUGAAAGCUACCUCCUCGUCAAAUGUGCAGGCCAACAAUAGGGAAAACCUGCUUCCAUAAUUUGGCUGCAAUGAACAUUUUAAAGCAGGAUCAAUGGUUUGUUCUCUCAGUUUUGCAGUGUUGCCUUUUAGAGGUUAUUCCUGCCGAAAAUGUGGAUGUCAUCUUGACACACUAAAUUUGGGGAGGCAGAAGAUGAUAUCCUUGACAUGUGUCUGUGCCUCUUGCACUGUGAGGCCAAAAUACAGAAGAGUGCACCACUUCUGGUCCCAGUAUGGGUAUCAAAAGAUUAUAGGUUUGAGGGGAAUUGAGGGGAAGUGCUUUGCCUAUUCAUGAGACAGUGAACUACAUCUCCAAUUUGGACAGCAUGCAGCUGGACAUUUCAAGGAAUUUGAGAAGCAUAUUCACAGAGUCUGAAUUGGAUUGUUCCCUGAACUUUGUCCAGCUGUAUGCUGAUACCACUCAUACCUGUAUCGCAACCCCACAUGUUCACCCUGUCAGUGGUUGCUUAGUCACUUUUGGCCUGUCUCAUCCUGACCACAUGAGAAAGACUGUUUCCAAGGCAGUACAGUACCUGGAUGUCUUGGUGACCAAACUUUGGUCCCAAUUGUCAGGUAGAGUGGCUUUGUUUGACGAUAACAUACCUCAUGCAAGUGAUGCAGACCUCACUUUUGACAUGACAUAACUUGGUCAUUACUUAAUGAGAGUUUCUUGAGAGUUGUGGAAGAGGUGCUUAAACACUUCAAGUGCAUACCAGUGUGAGCUGGCAUUGAAGGAAGUGUUCUUUGGACAAUCAGUUUCUCCAUUGACAAAUGCUUUAGUGUUAGCUUGGGGACAAGUUUCAUCCAUCCAUCCAGAGAGUGUGACCUUGACUUGGAGCUUUCUGGAACCUGCUCCUUCCAGCAGCGCAAAUGGGGAUCCAUCUCCUCCCCAUUGUCUAACUGGACCAGGGAAGAUUUACAGAAGCCUGCGAAUCAAUAGAUUGUUCCAAAAAUUCAGGCCACAAUGUGGAGCAGUGCCUCUUGCUGGGACUGCAAGAUCUGAAAUGGAAAUACUUCCCAGCUAUGAAGUUCUGGACCACAAGGAAAAACAAGAUAGUCAAUGAGUCCUUUAAAUAAUUUUUAGAGGUGCAUGACCGAAAGGAUGGCACCUUUAAUCAGGCCAUAGCUGCAACAUUGGUAGGGGACAUCUGCAUGGAAAUGGAGAGAUAGUGAACAUGGCAUGCCUUGGCUUGAACCUGUUCUUGUCAGUUUGCUUGGAGCUGCAUUGUCUGCUAAAGGUGCUGACCUUUCUGAAAUGCAUGGCAAAACUCCAGAAUAGAGACUAUUAUUUGUUGAGACAGCAGGAGGGUGAGGAUGACUCCUUUGUUUCUCAUAGGUAACAGUUAUUCACUGACAGCAUAUGCCGCCCAAUGUUGUUACCCAAUGUUCCAAGGUAAAUUGUUGUAAAAUGAAUGAUUUCAUGUAUUGAAACAACAAUGUAAAUGUUAUUGAGAAUUUCAUAAUUUCAAACUGUGUUUCUCUAUUGCUCCUACAAAGUUGACAGGAAUGAGGCUGUAUCUUGGCAACACUUUGGCCACCUACCUACAGUAUCUAAAGUUGUCAAUUCAGGUUAAAUCUGCUCAUAAAUUUUGCCUAAAAUCACAGUUUUGCUGUCCUACUUUGGAUCAUGCCUACUGCAAUGUGUGCUAUUAGGAUCAAGACUGAAGAGCCUUAUUGCUUUUAUAAAAUCUCAGCAACAACCAUAUGAUAAAAGACACCAAAGUUCAAAAACAGUUCUUCUUUUUCCAAGAAAUAUAGUUUAUUUAGGCUGUUUGCAUUAAGAGUGAACGGUCUGGUUUCGAAAGUAAAAAUCCCAUUAUUUUUGUUUAAUUGGGGAAUUGGUUUUUAAUGAUACUUAUAAACCUUUAAGGACAGACCUACUGUGAGCUAUGAGGUUGUGAGUCAAUAUAUCAAUAAACACUUUUGU
Molecule: messenger RNA, 4100 nt
Organism: Xyrauchen texanus (razorback sucker)
Lineage: Eukaryota; Metazoa; Chordata; Actinopteri; Cypriniformes; Catostomidae
Product: receptor-type tyrosine-protein phosphatase beta-like
Exons: 11
Coding region: 272-1438 (388 amino acids)
Biological process (GO): protein dephosphorylation
Molecular function (GO): protein tyrosine phosphatase activity
Source: RefSeq, a predicted model, not a curated record